Messenger RNA from Marchantia polymorpha subsp. ruderalis, 1711 nucleotides. The record is from the annotation of a GenBank genome assembly. NCBI's taxonomy places the organism in Eukaryota, Viridiplantae, Streptophyta, Marchantiopsida, Marchantiales, Marchantiaceae.
CCCUACAGCAGAAGUGGGGCAACGAGGAUGAAAGGGAAGCGAGCAAAGUGCGAUCGCUGCUGUUUUCUCCUUCUGGGCACUCGGUCCCCUCCAAUCCCUCGACCUCGUCGGCUCUGCCCAUCCGAUCCCUCCGCUCGGCCAGCUUUUCAAAUUCUCCUUCUUCGAUCGCGGGGGGUCGCUUUCUCUGCCGUCUCAAACAUGCGAAUUUGAGGGAAGCAGGCGAGGAAACAGGUGGAAGAAUUCUGAGACAGACUAGGGAGGGAGUAUGGUGGGUGUUGCAGAGGAAGCGGAGCUGGAUCGGCUCGAGAAGCAGGUCGAUGGAGGCAGGAAAGAGGACACGGCUCAGUAUUUGAGCUUGGUGAGAAAAUUGAAGGUUCGGCGGUCCGAGAAGGUGGCCCUGCAUGGUCUCGCUUUGCUCAAUAGCCCUUCUGCGGCGUCGAAGCUGGGAGAUGAUGUCUGGACGGUAUAUGAGCAAGUGGCGAUUGCUGCAAUGGACUGCAACUGCUUGGACGUGGCCAAGGAAUGCAUCACGGCACUUAUGAAGAAAUUUCCCGAUAGUAAUCGAGUCGGUCGUCUAGAGGGCAUGUGGAUGGAAGCUAAGGGCUACUGGCAACAAGCUGAAAAAGUUUAUGAGAGCCUUCUUGAAGUCAACGCAACAGAUCCAUUUCUACAUAAGAGGAAAGUGGCAAUGGCUAAAGCUCAAGGGAACUUCUCGGGAGCAGUGGAGGCGUUGAACAAGUACCUUGAGACGUUCAUGGCAGAUCACGACGCAUGGAGGGAACUAGCCGAGCUCUACAUUUCUCUUCUCAUGUAUAAACAAGCCGCCUUCUGCUACGAGGAACUCAUACUAGCGCAACCAACCAAUGCGUUGUACCAUCUUGGCUAUGCUGAGUUGUUGUACACCAUUGGCGGCUUGGAAAACCUUCGCGCUGCCAAAAAGUAUUAUUCUGCAACUAUCGAGCUUAGCGGAGGAAGGAACAUACGAGCACUCUACGGCGUAGUCCUGUGUGGUGCAGCCAUAAAUCAGCUGUUGAAGCAGACCCGAAGUCGAAACGAGGAGGAGAGUAUGGAGAUAGUGUCUUUAGCAAGUACAGUUUUGAAGAUGGAGUAUAAAAGCAAGGCGCCGAAGAAACUGCCACUUCUCGCUCCUCUUCUCGAGAAGGCAGCAUCUGCAUCCUGAGCGAGCACGCUAAUCAAACCAUCGGCAUCAAUAGUCACCGAGUGCCCUGCGAAUGCCAUGCUGAGAAGGAAUGUGAAGAACCGUAUUGCCCUUCACUGCGACACGAUCUCUUGAGGAGUGAAGAUUGUUCGAAUACGUUCAAUCUCUUCGUACACCUCGUUCUCAAAAUAUCCCUCCCUUCGCGUGUUGACUUUUUGUGGUGAGGCGAGGGCGAGGCAAGAAGGGCAGAAGCUCUAGUGUAUGGAUGUCAUUCUUGAAAGCCAGUAGGUACAAAGCAAGUAGAAGCUUUGUGGGGUAGUUUUGUACAGAUUGUUAUUGAUCUGCGAAAGCAGGGAACUUGACAAAGCUUUGAGGAAGUUUUGACCAUCAAGAGCAGCAGCAGCAGCUCGGAGUGCAGGUUUGGUUCUAAGGCAUCUGUUCAAGAUAUUGAGAGGCAGGCAUCGUUGCCCGAUUAAUGUGCAUGCUUUGUCAAAGUCCACAUAAUAAAAUACUUUGAAGAGCUUUGUGGAAAGCCUUCGUUUUCCUUUCCAA